AUGGGCUCCAUCCAACCUUCGUCGAGUCCUCAAUUCCUCGUCAUUGGAGCCGGAUCACGAGGGCACGCAUAUGCCCGCGCCGUCGAAGCCUCCACCUCCGGAUCCAUUGCUGCCGUGGCCGAGAUCGAUCCCUUCAAGCGUCGAGAAUUUGGGGAAAGGUAUAUUUGGGGCAGGAACGGUGAACCUCAUGAACAUCAAUCUUUUGCGGGCUGGGAGGAUUGGGUAGCAUGGGAGACACAACGAAGGCACCACGCAGUGGUUCGGGGGACUCAGCCAGGCUAUCAGCCCAUAACCGGUGUCUUCAUAUGCACUCUGGACGAGACCCAUGCACCUAUCAUUCGUGCCAUUGCCCAUUUCAACCUCCAUAUCCUUUGCGAGAAGCCUCUCGCCCUCUCCUUGUCCGAUUGUCUCUCUAUAUCUUCAGCAUUGUCAAAAUAUCCGCCCAAGGUAUUCUCCAUCGGCCAUGUCCUCCACUACUCGCCACAUAAUAUACUUCUGCGCACGCUCCUGACAUCCGACCAAGUCAUCGGCGAAGUUGUUUCAAUCGAACAUACCGAGCCUAUUGGUUGGUGGCAUUUUUCGCACUCAUACGUGCGAGGAAAUUGGAGACGAUCCACGCCAGAGGGUGUUGGCUCGUUGCUCACCAAAUCUUGCCAUGAUAUUGAUUUCUUGCUCUGGCUUCUUUGUGCACCAAGUCGCCUAACAGGCGAGAAGCCCCAUUUUCCUUCCACCAUAUCGAGCACCGGAGCCAUCACACAAUUCCGCCGAGCAAGAAAGCCCCAAGCCGCUGGUCAUUCAACCAACUGCCUCUCUUGCCCCGCUGAAUCGGAUUGCAUUUACUCCGCGAAGAAGAUCUACCGUGACAGAUGGCUUCGGAAGGAGCGAGAUACAGGCUGGCCACUGAAGAUUGUGGUGCCCGAAAUCGAAGAUAUUGUAACAACGAAGGGCUGGAAUGCGGGAGAAGAAAGGCUGAUGCAGAAACUCGGCGAAGAUUACGAUAAAUCUACUACUCCAGACGCGGAAAUUGCCAGCAGAAGCUGGUACGGUCGCUGUGUGUAUGAAUCGGACAACGACGUCGUUGACGAUCAGACCGUCACGAUAACGUGGGAUGAUGAAUCCCUUCCCGGGAAAGCGCUCGGUCGAGGACCGAAGCAGGCCCUUUUCCACAUGGCAUAUGCCACCCAGGCACAAUGCGAACGACGAGGAAGGAUAUAUGGCACAUUGGGAGAGAUCACCUAUGACUCUCACACAAUCACCGUCCACCGUUUUGCCACCGGUGAAACAACCGUCCAUGAUAUCCCCAAACAAGCUCCGGAGGUGGAGAAGAGCCAUGGUGGCGGCGACUGGGGGCUCGCAGGCGCUUUCGUCCAAUCCGUGCACAAUGUCGACGGUGGCACCAUGGACGUUGCGCAGGUACAACGAGAACUUGUGGGCUGUGAUUUAGAAGAAAUCAUCAUAAGCCAUGCUGUCGUGUUUGCUGCCGAUGAGGCGAGACGGGAAAAAAAGGUCAUCGACUGGGCUGAAUGGUGGAAGAGAAAUGGACAAAUGGUGGAGUGA
Molecule: messenger RNA, 1557 nt
Organism: Rhinocladiella mackenziei CBS 650.93
Lineage: Eukaryota; Fungi; Ascomycota; Eurotiomycetes; Chaetothyriales; Herpotrichiellaceae
Exons: 1
Coding region: 1-1557 (518 amino acids)
Molecular function (GO): nucleotide binding
Source: RefSeq, a predicted model, not a curated record